AUUUUAUAAGAAAUUUAUAAGAUGGACGAAGUGGUUCAGGAGAUUGUUAAGUGUGAUUUUGGGCAAACGGCCAGGGAUGUAGUGAAGGUUCUGCAGGAUUAUGGCGGCAUGACGGUAGGGAAGAUUACGAAGUUGGUGCAGUAUGAGAGGAUUGAUGUGAAGAAUGUGUUGAUUGUGUUGAUAAAGCAUGGAUUGAUAGACUUUAAGGCAGCAAAUGAGGGUUUGGAGGUUGCUGGCGAUCAAGAUUUUAAAGUAUAUGAUAUCAAGAAUGACCAGAUUUUCAAUAGAUUGAGGUUUGGCAGAUUUCUUACAAUGGAUUUGAAGAUAGAGGGAGAAGCAACAAGAACUCUUGAGGAGAAUAGAGAAAUUUUACUUAAAAUAAUCGAAGUAGGAUCUCUUAAAGGAACACCUGAAAUGACAGACCUCGCUAAAAGCGGCUACAUAGUUCAAGCAGAAUAUGACAUUCAAUUAGGACUUCAAGCAGAAGAGGAUGAUGGAGAAGAAAAAUAUAAACUCGAAGAAGAACUGAAAGCAGAACAAGAGGCUGAGACUAGUGAUUUAAUAGUUGACCCAAGAAAAUUUUAUAUCUUAAACACAAGAAAAUUUAUUCAUCAGAUCAGAAAUCAAGAGCUCAAGACUCUAGCUGCAGCUAAGCUAGACUCUCACGGUAGUGAUCACAUCAAGGAUGGUGUUGGAAAGAUCAUAGUUGGACUAUUCCUUGAUAACUCUAAUUAUAUUGACAAAAGUGAGAAUUUUGAAAACACAGAAAUUCUCUCUUUGUCCCAAAUAAAAGAAAAGCUGAAGGAAAUGUAUGACCAAGUUGCAGAAGAAGAUAAAGCAAGUGCUGAUUUGAUAAAGCAACUAUAUGUUGAUGAAAUCAAGCUCAAAGCGAAUCUUGAUAGGAUCCAGAGUGAUAGCUUGGAAUGACUCAAGAAAGAGAAUGUAGACCCAGUCACAGGAGAACCAUUUUACUCAAUCAAAGUUCAUCAUAUGGUUAACGUGUUACAAGAAAGGUGCUGAGAGAAAAUUAUUGAAGAGACCUUCGAUACUUACCAUAAGAGAGUCUACAAAAUCCUUAGCCAUAGAGGAUAUCUUGAUGAAAAUGAAGUAGUCAGAGAGUGUUUCAUGCCACCAAGAGAUGUCAGAAGAAUCCUCAACGCUCUGUUCCAAGAAGGAAUUAUCGAAACCCAAGAAGUACCUAAUAAAAGUGGGAAUAUGGUGAGCCUCUUUAGUACAAACUUUAAGAAAGUUAGGCUUCAGUAUUACACAAAAAUGAUUAAGAUGCUUCUUAAUUGCAAGAAAAGACUUGAGUUCAUAAGACAAAAACUGAAUGAUAAAUCCAUGACCUGGACUCUAGAUGAAGAGGAAGCCAACAGAAAUGCUAUCUAUAAGCUGGAAUAUUUCUGUAGUGAUCUUGAAAGAUCGAUCAUGAUCUUCAGUGAGUUCUAAGCUGUCUCAGUCAUUACCAACAUAUCUUCAACCA
Molecule: messenger RNA, 1483 nt
Organism: Moneuplotes crassus
Lineage: Eukaryota; Ciliophora; Spirotrichea; Euplotida; Euplotidae
Source: the annotation of a GenBank genome assembly